Molecule: messenger RNA, 4618 nt
Organism: Girardinichthys multiradiatus
Lineage: Eukaryota; Metazoa; Chordata; Actinopteri; Cyprinodontiformes; Goodeidae
Gene: dok4
Product: docking protein 4
Exons: 10
Coding region: 1558-2571 (337 amino acids)
Biological process (GO): positive regulation of MAPK cascade; cell surface receptor protein tyrosine kinase signaling pathway
Cellular component (GO): cytoplasm
Source: RefSeq, a predicted model, not a curated record
UCUUUGUAUUACUGUAGGAGGCGAGUCCCAGUAGAACGCGGAUGUGCCUCCCUUUUAUCUAGUCAGGCUCCAUCUCUGGCCGACCGGAUGGUCCGGCCCGGCCCAGCUCAGAACCGAUUAGAACUUCGGCCCGGAGACACAGGGACGGCUUGCGGCCGUACCCGAAACGCCCAUCCGUGCGUGCCCACUCGUGUGUUUCGGAUUUACCGUGGCGUGUCCUCCAGCUGAGGUAGAGCUGGUGGAGCGACUGGACCAGAGCUGUAAGCCAACGAAGAGAGACAAACCCCACCCGCCGAAAGCUUCCCCGAGGAGGAGAGCCCCGAAACCACGUUUGCAACUGUCAAGCAGGUAGCGUUUGAGUACUGGAUUCCGCUCCAGCUCACCAACUGAUUCCAAGCCACCUUCAAAGAUUCAAGAUGCCCCCUUUGGACAAAAUUCCAGCUGGCAGCAUUCUGGCUCCUCUCUGUCUUCUGGCUCCUCUCUCUCUGUAAGCGAACCCUGCUCAUCCUUCACCGUACCUGUCAUUAACCCACACCCAGUGUCGUACUUACCAACUUCCUGGAAACAACUUACCUCCUGCAAGCAGCUUGUCAUCCUGAAUCAAGAUCAUCACCUCCUGACAAACUCUCCACUCCUCGGCUCCGCUCACUUCCCCCCGGCGGUUCAUCUACGCAUCACCUGAUGGAGAUAAUAAGAUCUACAUGGAGAUGAGAAAAUAAUUGCCUGAAGAGCAAAAAGAAGCAUAAGAAAGAACAAGAAGACUGGAAAAACUAAUAGACUAAUAGACAAAAACAAGCACACCCUACAGGUCCCUCCUCCUUGCUCCCUGCUGCGCUGCAGCCUUCUCUCCACAUCUCCUUUGCCACAGCGGAGCCUGCUGGGAAUGCGCAGGCUAGUAAGCAGGGCCACCGAUGACAGCGGAAAAACAGCUAUGGCACAUUUACUGGUAGGGGUGAAACAUCGACCAUAUGCUUUACAUACACUAGGGCCUGCCUAUACUUUGACUACAAACUUGGUCCUCAGAUCAUUAGCACAGCCAUUAGGACAACUGCACUGCAGCACACUGACAAUCUACAGCUAGAACAACACUACAUGCUGUGCUGAGGAAGGAUGUGAGCAGUGCGUACACAAGCAUGGUUGACACUGCUAAGACAUUCCUCCUGGCUCUGAUUGGUUAUUUCUAACCGGGAGCAGUGUAUUUCUGCAAAGAGCAGUAGGACCACAGGGAGGAACCAGAGGAGGGUUUUUUUUUUUUUUACAGAUCAUCUGUCUCAUAUUGUACUGUCAGGACAUAGUGACAGUUUUAACAAAAAUGUAAAAGAGUUUUACAAAAGUUGCCCACUGCAGCUUUAAGUUUUCAAUUAAGGAGAACAAGUAAAGUUCAACAUAACAAAAUACAAAAGUGGUAAAUGAAAGCCACAAAGACUCGAGAAACACAAACAGAGCUACAGGGGAAAGAAGCUAAAAGCUCAGGAGAGAGCCUCACCGGUUGAAGGACAGGACAAACAUCUGGAUGACCUCCCCAGGUGCAGCCAGCAGGCUCUCUGCACUACAAAGAUGGCCUCCAACUUCAGUGACAUCGUUAAGCAGGGCUAUGUACGAAUGCGGAGCCGGAAGCUUGGGAUCUAUCGACGCUGCUGGCUUGUGUUCAAGAAGUCAUCCAGCAAAGGACCCCGUUGUCUUGAGAAAUACCCUGAUGAGAAGGCUGCCUACAUCAGAGCAUGUCCUAAAGUGACAGAAAUUAGUAACGUCAAGAACAUCACCCGGUUACCUCGGGAUACCAAGCGACAGGCAGUUGCCAUUGUGUUUGCAGAUGACACCUCACGCACUUUCACCUGUGAAUCAGAGCUGGAGGCAGACGACUGGUGCAAGAUGCUGUCAAUAGAGUGUCUUGGUAUGCGACUGAAUGACAUCAGUAUGGGAGAACCUGACUUGCUUGCUGCUGGAGUACAGUGUGAACACACAGAGCGAUUCAAUGUGUUCCUCCUUCCUUGUCCCAACCUGGACAUCUAUGGGGAGUGCAUGAUGCAGAUAACCCAUGAGAACAUAUACCUGUGGGAUAUCCACAACCCCCGAACCAAACUGGUUACCUGGCCCCUCUGCUCUCUUCACCGCUAUGGACGUGAUGCCACACGCUUUACUUUUGAAGCUGGACGGAUGUGUGAUAGGGGUGAGGGCCUCUACACCUUCCAGACCACAGAGGGGGAGCAGAUCUACCAGAGGGUCCACUCAUCUACACUGGCCAUUGCUGAGCAGCACAAAAAGCUCCUGCUGGAGGACGAGAAAAACAGAAGGCGGCUGUCUAAGGACUCAGAGGCUGGCUCCUACCCAUGCACACCAACUGCAGUCCUACCCCGAUCCGCAUACUGGCACCACAUCACUGGAAACCAGAACAGCAUGGAUGUCAAGGUUUGUGUAGCGGAGGACCCCGGAAUGCAGACAAGCAGGCAGCAUGAUGAUGAUGUUGCAGAGGACGAGCUACUAUCCACACAUCUGCUGCCUGAGGGUCACACCACGCUGCCCCUAAAUGCACAAGCACAGUCCCCGUCAUAUAUGCAUUCAGACACCUAGAGGAGGAUUUGGACCUAUACAAGUAUAUGGAGACAUGAAGCAAAGACACUUAUUUGUCCUGUUUCUAAUGCUGCAGUUUGGUGCUGUAGUAUUAGGCGUUAGAGGACAUGUUGCCAGCUUAUUGACCAAGUGCAGUUGGACUGCACACCCCUGGACUUCCUUCCAUGACUGCAGUUCUACAGUAGGCUAGGGUUUUGGUAGACAUUCAGCUCUGCCUGGGGUUUUGUAAAAAUUUCUCUCACUUGCUGUGAAAUUUGGAAAUAUGCUCCUAAUCAUUAAGUUUGUUUAAAAGACACAACGAAGCAGCUUAAACAUUUUAGAGACUCAUCUUUACUCUGGAUUAUACUCAAACUCUCAAAACUGAAUACCAAGUGAGUAUCAGUGUUACAGAAUAUGCAAGCUACAACUAUGUAAAUUAAAACAAAAAAGCAUUAUGUUUUCUUUCUUCUGCUAUUUUAGUGUUUGUAACUUGGGGAGGCUGCAGCUCAGUUGUAUAAAUAGCCAGUUGGCAAUUAGAAAGUUUUAGGUUCAAUUCCAUCUUCCACUCAUGCCACUUGUCAAUGUCCCUUUGAUCCAGGCACUUAAUUCCAAAUUGCUAACAAUAUAUAUAUGAGUGCAGGACGGGUGAAUGCUGCUCUAGUAUAAAAGUGUUUUGAAUUAUCAGGAGGUCUAGUUGAGCUCAACUAGUGUCGGUUUUUAUCCCUUUUAAAGUUUACUUACAAGUUCAGCUGCUAAACCUAACAAAUCUAACAGGAUGUUGCUGUUUACAUGCAUAUCUUGGCUCUGUGAAUUUUAGUUUUCAAAAAAUCAUAGUUGGGUUUUUUACAAAAGAAGGUGUUUCCUUAAAGAAGAGCUACACUUCAAAGAGAAAUCUGUUUUUUCAGAACAUCACAUUUAAAGACUGGGACAUUUGGACAAUUGCCACACAUGACAUUUGAUGACAAGCUGGAUUGUAUACAGCAUAUUUGUUUUUUUUGGCAAAAUCUUUACUGUACUGUAGCUGCAUGCCAUGAUCUAGAAGUAGAUUUUCUUUUUUUCUUAUGAUAUUCUAACUUUCGCUCCUGUUUUCACAGUUGUUAUGAAGUGUGUGGACAUCGGGGCUGCCUUGGGUGAGAUGGAUUGGAUGUUCAAAAUGGGUCACAUGGAAUUUUCUUGGUCUGUAUUGCAAGGCUUGUAUUGUCGGAUGGAAUAAUGCAGUGGCCAAUGCUGCUAUUUGUUUCCUGUGUGUGCUGAAGAACAGCAACCUCCCAGCAUAAUGCUGCCAGCACCAUGUAGCACCGUGAGGAUGAUGUAAUUGUGGGGAUGUAGAGUGUUAGCUUUCCCCAAUAAAUGUUGCAUAUGAGCCAAAACGGGUCUAUUUUUAUCCAAUCUGACCAAAGUUAAUUUUUUACAUGUUUGCUGAGGCUCCCUCUCCGUGUGAUUUUUAUGUUGGCUAUUGCACGUGGGCUGAGUCUGUUCCUGCUUCCUUUCACCCUAUGACCCUGUGCGACCGCUAAUGGUAAAGCUUUCUAAAAUCAUGUCGGCUUCGAAGGGUGGGUAUAAAAGGGAUCAUAUCAUGACGCUCUUCCCGGUAGCUGCAAAGCACAAAUCAGUUGAUGGUCAUUCCACUAAUGACGGGCCUGCAGCCAGUAGUAGCACUGCAUCAGUCAGUCAUAGACAAGGACGUCAUUUCUCCUGUUGGAGGGUUUAACAAGCAGAAGAAAUGGAGGCCCGGCAUCGAUCCAGCAUGGAAAGAAGCCUUCCAAUGGCUGGAAAUAAUUGCCGAUGAAGCUGGUAGGUCUUUACAUUGGGUUAUUUGCGCUCACUUUUAAAUCUUUGAUUUUACUUUUAUGCUAGCUGUGCUAUUUUUGCCAACCACUUCCAUAAUUUCAGUCUAACAUUGAAACAUUGAUUAUUAUGGCCACUAUUAGCCAUCUAUAACAGAGCCGGUCUAGGCAUGCAUAUAUGAGGGGGCAGGCAGAAAUGUUCAAUUCAAUUCAAUUCAAAGUUACUUUAUUGAUCCCUGAGGGGAAAUUAGAAUUCCAGUAGAACCCAUCCAAACAGACAU